Loa loa (African eye worm) is the source of this 1187-nucleotide messenger RNA. RefSeq lists its product as hypothetical. The transcript has 7 exons. Gene Ontology annotation, biological process: Golgi vesicle budding; Golgi organization; retrograde vesicle-mediated transport, Golgi to endoplasmic reticulum. Gene Ontology annotation, molecular function: phosphatidylinositol-4-phosphate binding. Gene Ontology annotation, cellular component: cytosol; Golgi cisterna; trans-Golgi network. Lineage: Eukaryota; Metazoa; Nematoda; Chromadorea; Rhabditida; Onchocercidae. The record is from RefSeq and is a predicted model, not a curated record. Bases 40 to 897 code for a protein of 285 amino acids.
UUUUAGAUUUGAAUCAUAAAAAUUAUCGAAAACAUUACGAUGUCAGAUGGUCUCGUACAACGACGUAAAACAACUUUGACAUCUAUCAAAAAUGAUGAGAAUGCAAAAGACAUUGAUAAUUUUGAAAGUGAUGAUUCUAAAGGAGAAUUUGAUGAUGAUAAAGCUACACGACUAACGUUAAUGGAACAAAUUUUACUACUUGGUUUGAAGGAUAGAGAAGGUUACACAUCAUUUUGGAAUGAUUGUAUCAGUAGUGGUCUUCGAGGAUGCAUUCUUACUGAAUUAGCACUGAGGAAUCGAAUCGAAUUAGAAAAAUCUGGAAUGCGGAGGAAGAGUUUAUUGAGCAGGAAGGUCUUAUUAAAAAGUGAUCAACCCACAGGCGAUGUGAUUUUGGACGAAGCAUUAAAGCAUAUCAAGGAAACACAACCACCGGAAACCGUGACAAGUUGGAUUGAAUAUCUCAGUGGUGAAACGUGGAAUCCACUCAAAUUGCGUUAUCAGCUUCGCAAUGUCCGCGAACGGUUAGCGAAAAAUUUAGUCGAAAAAGGUGUAUUAACAACGGAAAAGCAAAAUUUCUUUCUCUUCGACAUGACUACCCAUCCACUUCACGAUGGCAGCAUGAAACAGAAACUGAUAAAGAAGGUACAAGAAACUGUAUUGUCGCGAUGGACUAAUGAUGUACAUAGAAUGGAGAAAAGAAUGAUAUCAUUGGUAGUGCUGGCUCAUGCCAGCGAUGUUUUGGAAAAUGCUUUUAACCCUCUUUCCGAUCAGGAUUAUGAAGUAGCAAUGAAGCGUGUACGAUCUUUACUUGAACUUGAUUACGACGCUGAAAGCGAAAAGAAAAAAGAUUCAUGUGUUGAUGUGAUGUGGGCUGUUUUUGGAGCCUUCAACAAAUGAUUUUGCAUUGGUUUUAUUUUUUAGAAUUAAAUGAAGUGGUUAUGUUUCUGGGAAGAUUUCAUUUCUGAGAUUAUUAUAAUAUUCCUACAUUUUGUUUAGGAUAACAUUCUAUGAAACUAUUGCAAUUGAUUAACUUCUUUUAUUCAUUCAUUGAGCUUUCUCCAUUAAUUUGCAUCUUUAAUUUAUUAGUUUUCAGCACAGUAUAUUGCUCCAAAACUUUGUAACCGGCAAUUAAGGGUACUGUAAAAUGUAAAGUAUGAGAUAAAUUGACGCUACUUGCUAAGCAAGCU